ACAAUGCAAGCACACGAGCUGUUCAGAAGUCUGCGAAUGCCAGAGCUUGGGGAUGUCAGGCAGUACGUGCGCACCCUUCCGACAAACACGCUCAUGGGCUUCGGUGCUUUUGCAGCUCUCACUACCUACUGGUAUGCAACAAGACCUAAAGCUCUAAAACCACCAUGUGAUUUAGCAAUGCAGUCUGUGGAAGUAGAGGGUGAUGAGCAUGCUCGAAGGUCCUCCCUCCUCAAGAGCGAUGAACUAUUGAUUUACUAUUAUGAUGACGUGAGAACAGCUUAUGAUAUCUUCCAAAGGGGUGUGCACGUAUCAAAUAACGGUCCCUGCCUGGGCUAUAGAAAACCAAACCAGCCCUACGAGUGGAUCUCCUACAAAGAGGCUUCAGACAAAGCAGAGUACGUGGGCUCAGCAUUACUUUACCGAGGCUUCAAACCAUCAUCUCAAGCUCAAUAUGUUGGAAUUUUUGCACAAAACAGACCUGAGGUAAUUUAAAUGAAGGAAUUUGUG
Messenger RNA from Tinamus guttatus (white-throated tinamou), 507 nucleotides. Lineage: Eukaryota; Metazoa; Chordata; Aves; Tinamiformes; Tinamidae. The record is from RefSeq and is a predicted model, not a curated record.